Molecule: messenger RNA, 12246 nt
Organism: Podarcis lilfordi (Lilford's wall lizard)
Lineage: Eukaryota; Metazoa; Chordata; Lepidosauria; Squamata; Lacertidae
Source: the annotation of a GenBank genome assembly
GUGGCGCUCGGUAAUGAGGCAGCGGAAAGGGGGCGGGGCCAAGCCGCGCCGCUCUGAGCUAACGCUCGCGAGCCCGACUGAGUAAGGGGAGAAGUGGCCGUUGGGACUUGGGGAGGGGGAGAGGUUGAGUGUGUGUGAGAGACGCAUCUCUCCCCUUCGGGAGGGUUUUCUCUCCACUAUGAGCUUCCUGAUCGACUCCAGCAUCAUGGUCGUAUCUCAGGUAACGAGGCCCCCGCUCCUUCCCUCUCCCCCCGCCAUGCAGCCACAGCUAUGUUACCCCCCCCCGAAAAAGGAGUUGGAACUUCCUAGUCUCAUCCCACUUAGGCAGAACGAGGCGAUAGGAAGGUGGACGGGACCACUUCCGGCUGCAGGUGAAGGAGGAUGGACUGUACCAUUUUUGAAAGUGGGCGGGGGGAGAGACCCACAUUUUCCAGUGCUUCAAUAUGCUGAGAAAGAAAAAAGAGAGGCAAACCCGGUGGCACAGAAGGGAUUGGGCUGGGUUGGAACUUCUCUGCUUGCAGAGCUCUAUCUUUCCAGGUUUUUCACCUGCAGGAACCUCCAGGAGCAAGGACAUUUACCUGUACUCUGAAGUGGUGCACCUGUUCUGCCAGCUCAUCGUGCAGCAUCUGUAGACUAGGCCCGUGCCAGCUAUGCCAAAACAGAGUGGGAGGUGGGCUAGGGCCCUCCCACUUUAUCAUGUGGCAAGCUGUCUCUCCCUCCCUGCCAACUGCAAUCUUUCAACUUGUUUCCCAUGUUUCUUAAAGGGGAUGCUGCACUUCAGAAGUGGCUUAUGGGGUCCAUUUUUAUCCAUGGCUCUUCAGAUUGCAUGUGGGGUUCUUGGCAUACUUGGUUUGUGGGAUUAUUAUUAAUUAAACUUCCUACUUGCUUGUUACACCAAAAGGCGUCUAAGUGAGUUGCAACUUAAAAACAUAAGAAAAAGUAAAAGCACAUUGUAACCUGCCCAUUUACACAAAAACACAUGUGGGUCAUGAGCACAGGAACUUCUUUUGUAAGGAUGACCUUGUUUAUAUUUCAUAUCUUGGGUGUCUGGUGUGUUAGGGUGGAUUACAGUACUUUAAAAUAAAAAUUUACAAAUAGUUCAAAACUCAAGUACUUAUGGCCAGACUUUUGUUAGUUUUUUGAAGGAUGUUGAAACAUAGAUGUUUAUAAUCAGCAUUUUCUUAAGUUGUAUGCUGGACUUUUAAACUGCUGCUAUGCUUUAGUUGGAUAAUAUAUGUAUUUUAAAAACUUGUUUUAGGGUGUUGUUAUGCAAGCCACUUUGGAAGAGGUUUGUCUUGAAAGGUGGCAUAAACAAAUAAAAUAGGAUUGCAUUGUCAGUGUUCUAAUGACACAUACUUCCAGAAGUUCAAAACCUUGGAUAAAAAGUAUAUUGACUCCCACUCUCUUCUGUUUUUAAUGUGCCAGAGCAAAUAGAUGAAGUAUUGCUGCUAUCUUCUCAUGUGGCAUUGCUUCAGUGUUUGAAACUCCCAUUGUUCAAGGUGCAUUUUGCAACAGGGAAUUUCAUUAGCUGAGCAGUUUCUUAUCUCUGUGUGCAGUACUGUGCCUGAGAUUUCAGAUUAAAACUGUAGAGUGGAAUGAAAGAGGAAUGCUUUUCUGGCUCCCCUUGUCCAGCUACUCUCUGAAGCCUGGAGAAGAGACCCUCUUAAGAAUAUUACGGGGGUGGGCAGGGGAAGGACACUAGACCAUGUGAAAAAUGGACAUAAUAUUUUAUCUGCAGUUUAUUUUCAGCUUUGUAUUCUUGUUAUAAAAAAGCACACCUAGACAUUCUGUUGUUGCACCCAUAACCUAGGUUUAAGGUGCUAUUUAGCUACUAGUUUUCAUAAUCUCAGUUUCUAACACUGCAUGGUUUCAUAUUUUAGAAACCUCAGUUUUUUUUGUCAAUACUGUUUAUUUGUUCUAGGAAGAAACAAAUCCCAAUCUAGUUACACCACAGUUUAAAAAUAACUUGUAUUUUAGUGUACAGUGGUACCUCAGGUUAAGUACUUAAUUCAUUCUGGAGGUCCGUAUUUAACCUGAAACUGUUCUUAACCUGAAGCACCAGUUUAGCUAAUGGGGCCUCCUGCUGCUGCUGCGCCGCCGGAGCACGGUUUCUGUUCUCAUCCUGAAGCAAAGUUCUUAACCUGAAGCACUAUUUCUGGGUUAGCGGAGUCUGUAACCUGGAGCGUAUACAACCUGAGGUACCACUGUAUCAAGUAUCUUACUUUGAAAGCAGAAAUAUACUUGCAUGUACUAAGAACUUUUAAGAUUUCAGAAUUUUGAAAUGGCAAAAUUUGAAACCGUUAACUGCCCUUCUGUCCCUCUGCAGGUGCUGUUCUUUGGAUUUGGAUGGCUGUUCUUCAUGCGUCGGCUCUUCAAAGAUUAUGAGGUGGGAACCAUCAACUGUAACUUUAGUGUGACCUGAAAGUGAAGCUGCCAAUAUAGGAAGAUAUAAAGUUGAGUUCAAAUAAUUUAUGAAACAAUCCUGAAGCAGAUGUCAGUGGAUCUGCACGAUCCUAAGCAUCCUUGUUCUCCUGAAAUGUCCCCAAACUGGUUGCAAAAUUCUGCCAGCCCUGGAUUUAUUCUCUCUUAUAGUGGUCAGUGAGGGAAACCUUACAGAAACUGACCAUGACAGGAAAUAUAAGAAAAAGCCUGUCCCUCCACCUUCUGCCCUGGCUGGCAAUUUCUCUCCUGGGAAUCUCACUCCUUCAGAUUGUUAUACCAUCUUAUACCUGCUUACCUGAGAAGAAGCCCUCUUGAACUCAGGGGCUUACUUAGGAAGCCAUCUUAUACCAAGUUGGAGCAGUUGUCCAUCCAGCUCAGUAUUGUCUUCACUGACUUGCAGCAGCUCUCCAAGAUUUCAGUCGGAGUUGUUCCCAGCCCUACUUGGAGAGGCUGGGGAUUGAAAGUAGAUGUUCCAUAUUCAAAGCAGAUGAUCUACACUGAGCUAUGGUCCAUGCUUGCUUCUGAGUAGGUUUGCAUAUUGGCUAGCUCCCUAGGGGAACCUUUGACCAUCCAGAUGUUAACAAAUGACAACUCCCAUCAGCCUCAGCAGCCAUGGACAGUGGCUAGGGAUGAUGGGAGCUGUAGUUCAGCAAGAACUGGAGGGCCAAAAGCCAUAAACCUAAGCACAUUCACUUGAGUGAAAACCUCAUUGAGACAUAGUUGUGAGUACUUAUGCAUUGGAAUGGACUUUAUGACUCCUUACUGUUAUGUUUGUUUGAUCAGUUGGAUCAAAACACAGUUUAGAGUUGCUUACAAUUUUAAAAAGAUUUUCUGCAUUUAAUCAGAUGUCAGAGAAAAUAGUUACAGGAGGCGAAAUAAUUAUCUGUUAACCUAUCAGUAAAGGCUUAUUUGAGAACUUGGGUAUAAGUCCCAUUGUAUGUUUACAUCUUAAGGCACCGACAUAUUCUUUCCACUCAGAAAUGAAUGUCAAAUACUUUGCUUGUGGAAGUGACUUCUUUUUACUCUACUGGUUUUAUUACAGGUGCGGCAGUAUGUUGUACAGGUUGUCUUCUCUGUCACCUUUGCGUUUUCCUGCACCAUGUUUGAACUUAUCAUUUUUGAGAUACUAGGGGUCCUAAACAGCAGGUAAGCAUAGCAGCUAAUGUUAGAAUAUUUCAGACAGGACUGUCACCUUAAUGCCUUUGAUGGGCUCAUUUAUUUGUUUCGUUCUGGUCCUGUCAAGCUAUAAAUGAUUAAGAAUGAUUUAAAAAACUCCUCUGUGGUGAUGAUCUGGUAGUGAACAGCCCUUCUCUUAUUUUUCAGCUCUAGGUAUUUUCACUGGAAGUUGAACCUCUGUGUCAUUUUGCUUGUCCUUGUAUUCAUGGUUCCCUUUUACAUCGGCUACUUUGUUGUGAGCAACAUCCGAUUGUGUAAGUUUGCAUGUACCUCGAAACGCUAUAGUGGCCCAAGCGCUUUAGGUUGCCAGCCAAAGUAACACUUGUCAUUCCAAAUAGAUAACAACCUUAAUAAUUUUUGACUUUCUUUGUUAUUAAUUUUAGUGCACAGACACAGACUGCUUUUUGCCUGUGUUGUCUGGCUAACAUUCAUGUAUUUCUUCUGGAAACUGGGGGAUCCAUUUCCUAUCCUCAGUCCAAAACAUGGUGAGUUUCAUACAACAUUUCAGUUCAUUGUCUGCAGCUUAUGAGCUCCCUGAAAUGAUUCACUGUCCGUAGCGUACAGUAUCUGUACAUAGCAUACCUGACUAUUUAUGCUUUAUCUGUGCUGACAAAAGGGACCCUCAUGUUUAAUGGUAUUGUGGGGAAAAGUCUGGAUAUCUGAAUUAAUGAGUGGUUUUUGUUGACAGUUGAUAGAUCAGAUACUCAUACCACACAAUCCAGUGCAUAGGUUUCUUUCUUAGACUGCAUAGGUUUCUUUCUUAGACUGCAGUUCUAACUAUGUUUACUCUAAGACCUGUUGAAUUUAGAGGGGCUUACUUCCAGGUAAGUGGGGUUAGGACUGCAGCUUUGGAUGCUUUCUUAAUGUCACCUGGAUCUUUCUUAGCCCUCUAAAGUUGCAACAAACAUCUGCAAUCACAUGCUCGUUUUGUAAAAAUAGUAAGUCCUGAGGAAAUCCUGACCUAUAAAAUUUAUUAUUUCUAGAAAGAAUUUUUCAGCACAUGGUGUGUCCAGAAAUUGAGUAUUUCUGUAUUCCUUUGCUUAUUGCAAGGGGUGUAUGAGAUGGCACAUUUUUUCUAGUAUCCUUACAGGAGAGUACUCACAUCUCUUUGAAAUUAUGCCAGUAGAUGCUAAAUAACUGAAGCUAUACUAGGAAUUUUAGAACAAAAUGAUUUGUGCAAAUGUAACUGUAGUGCUUUUCUGCUUUUCUGUAUUCUCGAGAACAUAGUGACAGAAUUAACUUAAUAUUUUCUUUUCUGUUAGGAAUUCUAUCCAUAGAACAACUCAUCAGUCGAGUGGGAGUGAUUGGGGUGACCCUCAUGGCUCUACUUUCGGGGUUUGGUGCAGUCAAUUGCCCAUACACAUAUAUGUCGUAUUUUCUGAGGUAAAUGGUGUUUCCUGAUUUUUGAUUCCUUCAGACCAUGUUUUCAGAAAUGCCUCCUCAGAGUUGGUAGUUCCACCCCAUCCCCUCUGUGGGACGCUGAUUCUAGCAUUAUAUGUGCAGUCUUAUUAUUGGCCCUAUCUAGAAUAUGAGUACAGUGGUACCUUGGGUUACAGACGCUUCAGGUUAUGCGUUUUCAGGUUGCGUACCGCACCAAACCUCGAAGUACCAGAAUGGGUUACUUUCGGUUUCGGCACUCGCGCAUAUGCAGAAGUGCUAAAUCGUGCUAUGCGCAGAAGCACCGAAUCGCAGCCUACAUGUGUACAGACGCUGCACUGCGGGUUGUGAAUGUGCCUCCCGCACGGAUCACAUUCACAACCCGAGGUUCCACUGUAUUAUGCUCCACUGGAACUGGGUUAAGAGGAGUGGCUUAAAAUUGGGGAAGCUUUGGGUUGGACAUUACUGUUAUUGGAAGUCAGAACCAUAUCAAUAGGUUUGUAUGGGUGUCUGUUACAGGAAUGUGACAGAUGCAGACAUUCUAGCUCUGGAGCGUCGUCUCCUCCAAACCAUGGACAUGAUCAUCAGCAAGAAGAAAAGGUGAGACCAACUACAGCAGGAAAUCCUUUACUUCUUUUGAAGUAACUUCAUCACAGAAAUUUGCCAGUGGAUGGAUGAUUUCUAUUGUUUAGAGGAUCAGAGAAUAAAAGAGCUAAAAUAGUUACAAAACUGGUGAACUGGAUGGAAUGAGUUUGUUUAAAAUAUUCUUAUACUACCUCUUUUUUUAAAAAAAUAAAUAAAUCAUGAGGCGGUUAACAAAAAUACAACUUAUUAAAAUUGUGAUAAAGCAAAAAUAUAAGAGCUCUACAAAAAUAAAAACCAAUAUAAAACAACCCAUAGCAGAUAUUACAAGGUCACAGGAGGUAGAUACUGAAGGCCUGCAAAGGCCUGGGAGAAAAAGUCAGUUUUAAGCAAUCGCAGAAUGAACAUCAUUGAUUGCCGCUUGCCUUUUACAAGAGACGUGAUGAUUCCACAAGUGGGUUCCUCUCCUGACAAAGGGCUUCCAUUGUGGCUAAUUCGGUCCCCAAACCAUGCUGAAGUGACUCAUAUCAGUUUCUUCCAAGAGUGCCUUGAGCUGAGCUGCCACCCCCCUUGUGCUGUGCCAUUAGAUGUGAAUUAGAUGCCACAGGAAGGGGAGUCAAUUGAAGUGGCCUCUAUGUUGUGCCUGUUUCAUAAUGCUCCAUGAGGCACCCAAGUUUUGAUUUUCAUGGGUAGAACUGCCAACUACAUAAAUAAUACUGAUCAUGUUUUCAGUAAAGAAGUUUCUAUGUUAUAUUAUGAUGAAUUGUUUUAGGAUGACAUGAGUUGCCUUGAAAGGGUUAGCACUGAUAGAUAGCAUAUAAAUGAUGACAUAAGUAAAAUAAACGUAAACUUUGUGAACUAAUGCCGUUACUUUAAUGGCUGAAGUCUGCAGAAAAGCUUUGUAUUAUCUUUAUUACCUAGGAGCAAAAUAAAAUAAAUUCAUUUAUCUGUACCUAAUUGUGGAGGCCUCCUGACUCUUACCUAAAGACAUGGAAGUCAGCUACUGAUAUUGCUUAGGAAAUGCAUGAUUACCACUUUCCUGAAUUGUGUUAAUAUACACUUUUUCAAAAGUUCGUCUGUUACGUUGACAGCAACGUUUUGAAUUACAGAUUUUGAAAAAUCUAAACUUUGAAAUGUGAUGAUUUGUUUUUGGUUCUAGUUUGUAUCUCUCUUUUUUAGCACUUGACUUUUCCUCCCAAUCAGGAUUGCGAUGGUUCACAGAAACAUGUUCCAGAGGGGGGAAGUUAACAACAAGCCCACUGGUUUCUGGGGGAUGAUAAAAAGUGUGGCAUCAUCUUCACCAGGCAGCGAAAGUAUCCUUUAUUUCCUUAGUUCUACUUUGGGGAAUGGGAAAGGGGGAAACCAUAACGGAGCUGAGUUAAGAUAAAAGGAAAAGGGGGAAAUGUAAGGAUCUCAUUUACUAUUGUGCAGAUUACAGACUAUGCAGAAUCCCUUACCUUCCACUCCUUGAGAUUAGCAUACCUCAGAGUGAACAACUCUUAACUCAAGCCUAAGCACCAGGGCCUGAUCUAGUGGGGGCACUUAUGCUCAUGCCCACUUUUACAUAAGUGAGAAAUUAUUAUAGAUGUUGCCUGAUGGGAAAUAUGGAACUGGGCAUGGAUUUAGUUAUGUAGCCUUGAUAUAUCAGUACCAUGCAUUGUUAAUACCAUACAGCAACAUGAUUUUCAGGGGACCGAUAAGCUGCCCCGGAAGCAUGUAGUUCUGGCAUUAGUAUUGCUAUAUGUAUAUUUUAGUAUACAAUGUGCAUCACCAGUUGUAAUCCUGCAGGUGGCAGCAGUGUACAGUUUCUGAUUUGUAGCCCAGGAGUUAGAAAGUAAAGGACCUGUUAUUUCAGAAAAUGUCAAGGCUUUUUUUUCAUGCAAUGGCUCAGGAAUGAAAAGGAACAUUGAAAUAUGUAUUGUUUUUGGAUGGUAUUAUCCAUGAUUUUGUCCUUGACAACUGUCAUUUACCAGAUCUGGCAGUUAUCCAGCAGGAGGUAGAUGCUUUGGAGGAGCUGAGUCAGCAGCUUUUCUUGGAAACUGCUGACCUGCAUGCUACCAAGGUGCAGGCAAAGGGGGACUGUCCGUUCUCAUGCCUGAUGGGUGGGUGAAAGGGAAAAAAGACUUUAGAAAUCUACUAGCAAGCAAACACUAUACAGGAGAUGUAGCUUUAUGAUACUCUGAUAAGUAGCCAUUAGCCUUCUCUGGGAUCAUGUCCUCUAGAGUAAAUCACAAUUUUAUGUUGCAUUUGGUUAUCCCAGUCUAGAUAUAUUUUUGUUCAUAUUAUUGCUAUUUGCACUUCUUGAUCACUUUAAAAAAAUUCUAACUCAAAGUGACUUUUAAAAAGCAACAUAAAACUAAAGCAGAGUAAAAGCCAAAAACACAGUCAUAACACAUCUCACCUACUUUAGUAGAUAAUUCUGCAGAUAAUUCAAGGCCCAUGGCUUAGGGGAAGAGACAAAGUUUUGCUGGGUGCCUAAAAGUAGAUAGUGAUCACUGCAGGUGUGCUUCCCUUUAUUAAUCAAGGCUUCAUCAAGUGGUCAAUAUGUGUGCCUUAUUGAAACACGUUGAAAGGGAGAGCAUGCAUGCUGUUGUGACAUUAAGGGCAUCCCUGAAAGCUUGGAGAUCUGGGUUUAUUCUGUUGUGUCACUUGAAUUUAUACUCUCCAGGGCCUAUGCAAACGUGGCUCUGGCAGCACCUCACAGAUUCUUCAUCUGUAAAGGGGCCUGCUUGCUUUAUCUCUGUCACUUGGUCUGUAUGAGAUGGAAAUCGUUUUAUUUCAUGAUAAGAAACCCAUGAAAUAGGAUGUGCUGGCUUUAGAAUGCACCUGGACGCCUCCUGAACCUGAACAUUGUCUUCUUUGCAGGAGAGGAUAGAAUACUCUAAAACAUUCCAAGGGAAAUACUUUAACUUUCUGGGCUACUUUUUCUCAAUCUACUGUGUCUGGAAAAUUUUUAUGGUAUGUAUCUGUGCCAUUGGAAUGGUAGUUUAUAUUUUGCAAAGGCUGUGAUUGGAAGGAGAUUUCUGCAUCUUGUAAUCUUAAUAUGUAAAUAUUAUUCAGCAACAAGAGUUCAGGCAGUUUUUAAAAUUGACCUCUUGUUGAAUUUCAGUAAGACUGAUUUUAAGGCCAAAGUAGGAUGUCCAUCUUAUAACUACAUAGUAUCACUGGGCAGUAUUACCUGUCUCUUUGUGUGUGUGUGUGUGUGUGUGUGUGUGUGCGCGCGCAUAUGCACGCACAUCCAUGCUUUGUAGCCUGUUUACCAUGCUGGGCAAUUUCCUGUGAAAACGGCGUUGUAUGUGUGAUGUUUUUAGUGAAGGUAGCUUAAGUAAUAUGAUGCCUCUUUCUCUCUCAUCAUCAGGCAACAAUCAAUAUUGUAUUUGACAGAGUUGGAAAGACGGACCCAGUCACACGAGGAAUUGAGAUAACUGUGAACUAUUUGGGGAUCCAGUUUGAUGUAAGGACUGUUUUAAAAUCCACCUUCUUUCUUCAGUUUUCCUUUAUUCUUAUUUCAUUCUACUCUGUUCUGAGCUGGAUAUUAAUUCAAUGCGCUAACUACCUCUAAAAAUUUCUGUGGGUACUGAAAUGAGUGAUUCUAAAACUUUAGAAAAUCCAUACGUAUCACUGGGUUUUCAAUAGAACUAUGCAUCUUUAAAAUUUAAGUUCCAGUCUUCUGUUUGCCCAGAAGAUGGCAGUACUCCUAUCUUAGGUAUUAGAGAAUGCAUUGGCCUAUACACCUUUAGUCACUCUAAAAAGAAGUUUAAAUCCAGUGUUGUGUACACCAACCUGGUAAGACCUCUUGGUUUAUCUGCUAUAGGUUUAUAUGAAAAUAUUCUUGCUUGAACUUCUCCGGAGGACACUGAAUGUAUAAACAAUAUCUGAAAAUAAGCAGCCUACUAAAUCCAUACUCUGUAGAUGUGAGCAUCUCUGUGAGCUUAACUGUUUCCUUUCUGUGUUAUUGCAGGUAAAAUUCUGGUCUCAACAUAUUUCCUUUAUCCUUGUUGGAAUAAUUAUUGUCACCUCUAUCAGGGGUUUAUUGAUUACACUCACAAAGGUAGGCCUGUGCGUAUUCUUAUUAUAUAAUGAGUAUAAGCAGAAAAGUGUGAGUUCAUCAGAACUUAGCUCUUAAGAAUUUUGGGGCAGAACGACACAACACUCACAACACAUGCAAACACUAAAAGCAGCACCACAAGGUUGGACCCCCUCCUUCCCCUUAGUAGCAUGUAGUUCCACCAACCUCAUGACUUGUGUUGUCAUGCUGAGCAACUCUCCCACCCUGAGCCACAUUCUUCUCUGGUGAGGACAAGAGAAUGCUCCCAGUGUGUCUUUAUCAUUGGGUAUAUAAGUGGAUAGCUAAGGAGUUGUACAGACCAUUUUGAUGGUUAGAAAGCUAUGACAUUAUGCAACAGAAUAGCCAUUUCUACUGUCCCUUGAAAUUUAAUUAGAAUGUUGUACUUAGAACAUCAUAUUGGAUGAUAUAUCUAUAUAUAGAUGGUUUUCUGUGUUUUGUCUUCCAGUUUUUCUACGCUAUCUCAAGCAGCAAGUCUUCCAAUGUCAUUGUUCUGCUAUUGGCACAAAUAAUGGUGAGUGUUUUAGCCCCAAAUGGUGAAAAGCUACUUCUUGCCCACUCUUAGCUAUGUAAGCAGCUGGAAAUGGGGAUGCCUGAUGUUUCCUUUCUCUCUUCUGCAGGGGAUGUAUUUUGUGUCUUCAGUGCUUCUGAUUCGAAUGAGUAUGCCUCCAGAGUAUCGCACCAUCAUUACGGAAGUUCUAGGAGAAUUACAGUUUAACUUCUACCACCGCUGGUUUGAUGUUAUAUUUCUGGUCAGUGCUCUCUCCAGCAUCCUCUUCCUCUACCUGGCGCAUAAGCAGGCUCCUGAAAAGCACAUGGCACUCUGAAUCCAUCUUGGUUCUUCAUUGUGUGAUGGACGAAAGCAAAGUAUUUGGCAUAUUGCCAUCUUUUUUUGCGAUGGAUUAUCAGUUCUUGGACAAGAACCAAAUACGUCAGCGUAGGCAAAAGGAGAGGCAAGAAAUAGCCCCAAGAAACAACCCUUGUGCUAUAAGCAUGUCCUUGAGAGGAAAUAAAUCACAAGGAGUGAAAGGGCAGCUCUCUCUAAAGCAGAAUGGGAAGAAACAAUUCUGUGAUGUUUAGUAAGUGUGAUUGGCAAGAUGUCUGCUUAAAUGUCUUAAUCUGGAAGUAGUGAUUCUGGAACUGAACAUCUAAAUAAACCAGCUUUUAUAACAAUUCACAAUAUUGUUGUGAUAACCCUACAGACUUUGGAAAUGAGUUACUUCUCCGAAGAUGGAAUGAAGAGUGGUGAAUUAACAAGGGUCUGGAUAUUUCAAAAGCAGCUCUGGGCAGCUUGUGACCAAUCAAACUGAAUGUUGCUUGCCAGGGUUUUGUUCCUACCCUGUCUAGUGUUGGCAUGUCACUGUAUCAUUAGUGGGCUGUGUAGCCCUUGUCAGAGAAGGUAUAUCUCAGCCCCUUUGCUGUUUCAUGGGAUCUUAGCUCAGUCCUUAUCCAUUUCCAUUCCAUAUUGUAAGGAGAAAUGAUGCAGAAAUUUGAUAGCAAAUAUUCCUAUGUAUAUUACAUAUAUGAUGUUGGUUUUCCUCCUUGUAGAUCCCACUGUAACCUAACAUAUUGCUGAUGAAACCUACCUCUUGAUUCCAGAAUUAGGUGUAUCAGAGAAACCCUCCAUAUGGCUAGGAAGUGGAUACUCAGGGCAAUGAUAAGGCAGCUCAGUGAGACAUGGAUUAAAAAUGGUCAUGUUGUAGUUAGGUAGAUUCAAAAGCUCUCUUCUAAUAUGCAUGAACAGACUGAAGAAGGGGCAGAGGAAAUGCCUGAAAGAAGCAAUUAAUAAAGGCCUGCAGCUCCACUCUGUUUCCUCCCCAGCAAGAAUGAUCUACGAACUUUUUCUCUGCCACCCCUUCUGAUGGGGAAACAGUUGCCAGACUUAGUACUGAUUGAUUUGACUAGUGGGACAGCAGCUUCUGUUUAUGGAAGAGAACAGGGAACCCUCCACCAAGCAGACUGUGAUUGGAAACUGAGCAGCAGCUGCUUCUUCUGCCUCCUCCGCACAGCACAUGGCAGAGAGGGCCGUGGGCUGAAGAGAAAGGUGAAAGACCCCCUGAUGCAGCAAGGGGGCAGAAUGCAUGGAUGAAGGUUUGGAAUCGUAGAAGAUUUGGGUGAGGGUUGCUAGAGGAGGUCAAGGGAUCUACUAUAUGUGGGAAAUAAAAAAAAAGGAUAGCAAAUAUGAUAAAAAAUGAAAUAAAAACCUUAGCCAUGUAUUUUCAUGUGUAUACAUUUUGUAGUCUAAAGUUGGUCCACUUUUUUGUUAAGGCACCUUGUUUGACCUCAUCUGCUAUCAGAAAGAGGCAAAAGUUGGGUUCUGGUCAAAUGGUAGGUUGCAGGAACAGAAUCUUUCACAUUCUGUAUAUCAGAUACGCUGCAGACACAGAUCAGACUACCGUGAAACAAUUUAUUUUAAAACUUAAAAUGGAAUUAAUACUGUGAAAGCAACCAAUGUAGAUAUGCCAGUCCAUAACUGAUACACUGCAAUGUUUUCAAAGUGUUCAAAUGUUGGGCAACAAAGCCUAAAAUUAGUUUGUACUAAAAUGACUACACAUUAAUAGUUGCUUUGGUUAAUGGUUCAAAUUAUAUGAGCAAUAAAUGUU